Molecule: messenger RNA, 2152 nt
Organism: Brassica napus (rape)
Lineage: Eukaryota; Viridiplantae; Streptophyta; Magnoliopsida; Brassicales; Brassicaceae
Product: extensin-2-like
Exons: 1
Coding region: 204-2021 (605 amino acids)
Biological process (GO): plant-type cell wall organization
Molecular function (GO): structural constituent of cell wall
Source: RefSeq, a predicted model, not a curated record
GACCAUUUCUUAUGCUCAACAAAUCACCAUCUUAAAAUAAACAACUUAAGCACGUCGUCUAAAUGUGUUGGAAGUGCCACACACGAAACCAAGUGGGGAGAAUAAUAUAAACUUUACACAAAAAGCGACUAUAUAUCAAGGGACUUCACGUUGAACUAUAUCAUAACAAAGAAGAGAAACUAAAAAGAGCAGCUACGGGUAGAAUGAGAUCCCCAAAAAUUAUGGGAUUAGGGCAUUGCAUGGUUUAUGUUGUGGUCUUUAGCGCCAUCGUAGCUGCAGCUUACCCUUAUGAAUCUCCCCCAACAACUCAGAAAUAUCCCCCUGUCCAUAAAACCAAAUCACCAUAUCCACCCAAAAAGAAUUCCCCAUAUUACUCGGCACCACCAUCUCCUCCACCACAAUAUAGAAGACAAGGCCCUAAAUAUACACCACAUCCAAAACCAUAUAUCUACAGUUCCCCACCACCUCCGUCAUACUACUCUCCUUCUCCGAAGGUCGAAUACAAAUCUCCACCACCGCCUUAUGUCUACAGCUCUCCACCACCUCCACCAUACUACUCUCCUUCCCCGAAGGUAGACUACAAGUCUCCACCACCGCCAUAUGUAUACAGCUCUCCACCACCGCCACCAUACUAUUCUCCUUCCCCGAAGGUAGAGUACAAGUCUCCGCCACAACCAUACGUUUACAACUCUCCACCACCUCCACCAUACUACUCUCCUUCUCCUAAGGUCGAAUACAAGUCUCCACCACCACCAUACGUGUACAGCUCCCCACCACCUCCGCCAUACUACUCUCCUUCUCCGAAGGUAGAGUACAAGUCUCCUCCUCCUCCUUAUGUCUACAGCUCCCCACCACCUCCGCCAUACUACUCUCCUUCUCCGAAGGUAGAGUACAAGUCUCCACCACCUCCAUACGUUUACAACUCCCCACCACCUCCACCAUACUACUCUCCUUCACCAAAAGUAGAGUACAAAUCUCCACCACCUCCAUACGUCUACAGCUCCCCACCACCUCCACCAUACUACUCUCCUUCCCCAAAAGUUGACUACAAGUCUCCACCGCCGCCAUAUGUCUACAGCUCUCCACCACCUCCACCAUACUACUCUCCUUCCCCGAAGGUAGACUACAAGUCUCCACCACCGCCAUACGUAUACAGUUCUCCACCACCGCCACCAUACUACUCUCCUUCUCCGAAGGUAGACUACAAGUCUCCACCACCACCUUACGUUUACAGCUCUCCACCACCCCCACCAUACUACUCUCCUUCUCCUAAGGUCGAAUACAAAUCUCUACCACCACCAUACGUUUACAGCUACCCACCACCUCCGCCAUACUACUCUCCUUCUCCGAAGGUAGAGUACAAGUCUCCACCACCUCCAUACGUCUACAACUCCCCACCACCUCCACCAUACUACUCUCCGUCCCCAAAAGUUGACUACAAGUCUCCACCGCCACCAUACAUUUACAGCUCACCACCACCACCAUACUACUCUCCUUCCCCGAAGGUAUACUACAAGUCUCCGCCACCGCCAUAUGUAUACAGCUCCCCACCACCUCCACCAUACUACUCUCCUUCGCCAAAGAUGGUCUACAAGUCUCCACCACCGCCAUACGUCUACAGCUCCCCACCACCUCCACCAUACUAUUCUCCUUCCCCAAAGGUAAACUACAAAUCUCCACCACCGCCAUACGUCUACAGCUCCCCACCACCUCCACCAUACUAUUCUCCUUCCCCGAAGGUAAACUACAAGUCUCCACCACCGCCAUACGUCUACAGCUCACCACCACCUCCACCAUUCUAUUCUCCUUCCCCGAAGACCGAAUACAAGUCUCCACCUCCGCCAUACGUGUACAGCUCCCCACCACCUCCACCAUACUAUUCUCCUUCGCCAAAGGUUGACUACAAGUCUCCACCACCGCCAUAUGUCUACAGCUCCCCACCAUACUACUCGCCUUCCCAAAAAGUUUCCUACAAGUCUCCACCACCUCCACCAUAUGUCUACAAAAUGCCCUACUACUAAUUUUUAAAUUGUUUCUUUAACAAGCAACAUGAUUCAUUGCUAUUGUUUUUUUUGAUGAAAUUGUCUUUUGAUUUUCCGUUGUUGUUGCCUCCUCUAUUUUAUGGUUUUAUAAUACCACUAAAAUUUGGCUA